Molecule: messenger RNA, 2842 nt
Organism: Polyodon spathula (Mississippi paddlefish)
Lineage: Eukaryota; Metazoa; Chordata; Actinopteri; Acipenseriformes; Polyodontidae
Product: calcium-binding protein 39
Exons: 9
Coding region: 153-1178 (341 amino acids)
Biological process (GO): intracellular signal transduction
Molecular function (GO): protein serine/threonine kinase activator activity
Source: RefSeq, a predicted model, not a curated record
GCGGAAAUCGACGCACUCCCGCAUUGGCAAUCCGGACACAUUCAGAGCAAGGGAGGUAGAACAAAAUACACACAUACUACACGCACCCAGGACAUUUCUACUCAGGUGGACAGAGUGCUAUUCAAUAGAGAGGCCCAACUGAAGCACCAGCCAUGCCAUUCCCCUUUGGCAAGUCCCACAAGUCUCCUGCAGACAUUGUGAAAAACCUGAAGGACAGCAUGGCAGUACUAGAAAAACAAGACAUCUCGGAUAAAAAGGCAGAAAAGGCAACAGAAGAAGUCUCAAAGAACUUGGUGGCCAUGAAGGAGAUCUUGUAUGGCACGAAUGAGAAGGAGCCUCAGACAGAAGCAGUGGCUCAGUUGGCCCAGGAGCUCUACAACAGCGGUCUCCUUAGCACACUAAUAGCAGACUUGCAACUCAUUGACUUUGAGGGUAAAAAAGAUGUUGCUCAGAUUUUCAACAACAUUCUCAGAAGACAGAUUGGCACAAGGACCCCUACGGUAGAAUACAUCUGCACCCAACAGAACAUACUUUUCAUGUUGUUAAAAGGAUACGAAUCUCCUGAAAUUGCUUUGAAUUGUGGUAUAAUGCUGAGGGAAUGCAUCAGACACGAACCACUGGCUAAAGUCAUCCUGUGCUCUGAGCAGUUCUACGAUUUCUUCAGAUAUGUGGAAUUGUCAACAUUCGAUAUUGCGUCUGAUGCGUUUGCCACGUUUAAAGAUUUACUUACAAGACACAAGCUACUAAGUGCAGAAUUCUUGGAACAACAUUAUGACAGAUUCUUUAGUGAAUAUGAGAAACUACUCCAUUCAGAAAACUACGUGACAAAAAGGCAGUCUCUGAAGUUGCUUGGUGAGCUCCUUUUAGAUCGACACAAUUUCACAAUUAUGACCAAGUACAUCAGCAAGCCAGAGAAUCUGAAAUUAAUGAUGAACCUUCUAAGAGACAAGAGUCGCAAUAUCCAGUUUGAGGCCUUCCACGUCUUCAAGGUGUUUGUAGCCAAUCCCAACAAGACCCAGCCCAUCUUAGAUAUUUUGCUGAAGAAUCAGACAAAACUUAUUGAGUUUCUUAGCAAGUUCCAGAACGACAGGACCGAAGAUGAACAAUUCAAUGAUGAAAAGACCUACUUGGUGAAACAAAUCAGGGAUUUGAAGAGACCAGCACCACAGGAAGCAUAAACCUUCAUUUAUUAACCGAAACUACAACUGUAAAAUCAGCAACUACUGUUAGGUUUUGAACAUUAAGCACCCUUCAAUUCAUGAGGAGUAUUCCUGCUAGUCUGCUGUUCAAUGAACAUUUUUUUUUCUUAUGUUUUUUUGGGUUCAAGAUAAAACUACUGCUUUCUUGCACAUUAGAACACAGUGUGGACUUAUUACUGAAGUAUUUUCUCAUUCAAACAAUGCAACUUGCAAACUUUUUUUUUUAAGUGUUUUCUAGUACCUUCAUUAAAGCACACAAACAGAUUAUAGCGUGGGUUUGUAAAGGAAGGAUUCCGGCAGUUGAAUUUGAAAGGUUGCAUGCCUUUAAAAUCUGAUGGUUUAUCAGUAUAUUUGCCCCCUGCUUUCUUUUGCUGAGUGUGGAGUACAGCUGUGAUCUGUGCUGACCUUAAUGCACGUGCAUUACAGUAUUAAAAUACAUACAAAUGUAUGUAUGCGUUAAUCUAAAAAUGUAAAAAGAUUUUGCUUUAUCGUAAUUGGAUGGGGAACAUGCAACUACAGACUUAAGUUUUAUAAAAGAAAAAAAUGUUUGUUCUUAAAAUGAGUUACAAAAUGAACCUUCAUGGAUGUGAAUGAAAAUGAAAAUGUGCAUAUGCCUAUUGCUUUAUAGAAUUAUUUGCAGGUGAUGAGAUUUGACAGUAUGUAAGCUGAGCUAAUUUUGUUUAUUUUUAUUGAACACGUUUUCAAAAAGUAGCAAGAGCAGUAAUUUUUGCGUUUCGUUACAGAUGUUUGCUGGUUACCUUUGUACAUAACUAGCUCAUUUCUGCUUAAGAUAUUAAUUUGUACAGCAGAGGAAUGUUAUUGUAUUAGUAUGUAACUAUUAACCUAAUAUUGAGGUUUUAGUUUUUAGUUUGUUUUUUUUUUCAAAAUGACUGCGCAUAUAUGACUGAAUAUUUCUGUAUCUCACAAUAAUAUAAAGUAGUGCAGCAUUAAAGAAAGUUCCGUCACUCCAGACAGGUUAAUAUUAAGAACUAAAACCUCAUCGAUUGGAUUCUAACGAGGCUAAAACCAAGCCCAACUGAAAAUUAAUUUAUUAUUCCUUUUUAUGAUUUUAAUUGGCCUUCAGAAAAAUGUCAAUUCUCCAGUAGUAAACAAUGACAGUGGCUGAGAAUAUUUCUAUAGUAUGUCCUAAACAUUUGAGACGUUUUAAAGAUUCCAGUACAAUUGUUUGUUUCCUAAUGGGUAGUAAGAUGCAUUCAUUUCAGCACCAGCAAUAAUAAGGUAUUUAAAAUGUCUGUUUAGAUAUAUAUUACACAGUUUAAGCUACUUUACUGUGUCUAAAUGCACCUAAUGUUCAUAAUGAAAGUGGGUUUUUCAAAAAGUUUUUUUUUUUUACCAGUUUCAAAACCAGAUUACAUUUUUGCCAGUCUUACAUAUUUAUGAAGUUGUUUCUUUGGCUUUAUUUAAUAGAUUUUCUUCAAUAUGCUUUGUAAAGUGAAGGUGCCAAAAAGAAAGUUAAAAGCUACAUACUAAGUACAUUCUUUGUUGCCGUAAACAUUGGAAAAUUCAGUGCAACCUAAAACAAACUUAUAGUUUUAACUUCUGAGUGCUGUUUAGAAUAGAAAUACAAACAUAUAUAUUAAAAAAAUAAAUAAAAUAAAAUCACAAAAAUUUUCCUAUUUUUG